Messenger RNA from Castor canadensis (American beaver), 942 nucleotides. Its product is annotated as olfactory receptor 8K3-like. The record is from RefSeq and is a predicted model, not a curated record. Gene Ontology annotation, biological process: G protein-coupled receptor signaling pathway. Lineage: Eukaryota; Metazoa; Chordata; Mammalia; Rodentia; Castoridae. Gene Ontology annotation, cellular component: membrane. Gene Ontology annotation, molecular function: G protein-coupled receptor activity; olfactory receptor activity.
AUGGAGAAGCAUAAUCUCACAGUGAUGAGAGAAUUCAUUCUGAUGGGCAUCACAGAUCGUCCUAAGCUGCAGGCUCCAUUAUUUGUUUUGUUCCUCAUCAUCUAUGUGAUCUCAGUGGUGGGAAAUUUGGGCAUGAUCAUCCUCACCAUGGUGGACUCCAGGCUGCAGACCCCAAUGUACUUUUUUCUCAGACACCUGGCUCUCACAGAUCUUGGUUACUCUACAGCUGUGGGACCCAAAAUGUUGUUGAAUUUUGUUGUAGAUCAAAAUACAAUCUCCUAUUGUUUUUGUGCUACACAGCUAUCUUUCUUUCUUGUGUUCAUUGGUAGUGAGCUUUUUAUUCUGUCUGCAAUGUCCUACGACCGCUAUGUGGCCAUCUGUAACCCACUGCUCUACACAGUUAUCAUGUCACAAAGAUUAUGUUGGGUACAGGUGAUAAGCCCCUAUCUCUACUGCACGUUUAUUUCUCUACUGAUCACCGUAAAGAUUUUCACUUUACCCUUCUGUGGCAACAAUGUCAUCAAUCAUUUUUUUUGUGACUGUCUCCCCUUGAUAUCCUUGCUCUGCUCUAACACUAAGGAAAUAGAAUUUAUCAUUAUGAUUUUUGCAGCAUUUGAUCUGAUUGUCUCUCUUCUGAUAGUUCUUGUAUCCUACUUGCUCAUCUUUAUAGCUAUUCUCAGGAUGAACUCUGCAGAAGGCAGACACAAGGCUUUCUCUACCUGUGGGUCUCACCUGACUGUGGUCAUUGUCUUCUAUGGGACUUUGAUAUCUAUGUAUGUGCAGCCCAAGUCCAGUCACUCCACUGAUACUGAUAAAGUGUCCUCCAUAUUUUAUACCCUGAUCAUUCCAAUGUUGAAUCCCUUGAUCUAUAGCUUGAGAAACAAAGAUGUAAAAUAUGCUCUAAAAAGGACAUGGGAAAAUAAAUGCUACAUUUUUUCUUAA